CCAUCCGGUAUGCUGGAGAAGGCGGGGAUGCGUGUGUGAGAAAUGCCGCUCUCGUGGUUUGGGAUACAAAAAUGCUCGAUUCUUUUCGAACGCAGCUUCGCCAGAAGUAAAGGCCCGCAUUUGUGAUCGACCAUCCACUCCAAGGCUUGAGGCAUGAGCGGAAAGGUGGAACGCGCGCUGCCCGCAUGGACCACUGAGUACCUACAACGUUGCUUCGCCAAUGAGAAGGUGUGCGUGUCCUUUGCCCUCUGGAUUGCGGCGGCGGUGCUGUGGAUAGUUGCAGACUCCUUGCUGCUUUUUCAGCUUCUUAGAACAAAAGGAAAACAUUACAGUAUCUCUGUGCAUUGUAUUGUGUAUGGCUUCAUUGGAAACCUAAGUAACACAGUGGGUGCUCUCUUAGCCAACCAAUUGACCAUACAGAUCUUCACUGGAAUGUACAUGGCUGCUGCAGAUCUUGUUAAUUUUAUUUUCUUCUUCUUUCCAUUCUGUAAAUGGAAAUCAGCCAGACAAGGUAGUGGAAAGAAAAGAAGGAACAGCAGAAAAAGAAACAGUUUGCUGCUUCUAUUCUUGCUGCCUCUAUCUGUGGGGUCAGGGUAUUGGACCUGGCAGAGUAUAAGUAGGCCUAAUGUAUUGCAAACCAAGGACUCCAGACGACGUCUUUUGAGUACCUUUCUGCAGGAGAAUACUGAUGUUAUAGGAUAUGCAUUGGGACUGGUAGCGCUCACCAUAAGCUGGACAUCCAAAUGCCCUGAUAUUCAAAAAAUGUACAAUGGAAAGAAAUUCUCCUAUACCCAGGUGUGGUCUCAGAUCUUUAAAAUCCUUGCCAGUGUUAUCUAUGCAUCAGCAAUAUUGUGCCAUGACAAGCAGACUGACUACAUACUGAAGGCCUUGCCAUGGAUAUUAAACUCAUUGGGCACUGCAGCAAUUGACAACACAAUUCUUUUGCUUAAUUACCUGAGAGUGACCAAGGUUGCUCACCAUAUAGGUCUAGACCAGGUUCUAGCAGAAGAACAAGACACCCAGGUGCUCCUGAGCCCUGUUUAUCAAGACAUGGAAGAGAUAGAGGAAGAGAUCCAGCUUGAAGCCACAGGGAAGACGAAAUCUGAAUGGGUACCACUCACUACUAUUCCCAACAAUCGUUAUCUUCAAAAGAUGGCUGAGAUUGGACACUAUAUGGAUCUGAGCAUUCAGACAGUUCAGGAGAUCUCAUUUGGAAUGAUAAGACUACAACGAGAGGGGCGGUAUAGCCCAAGUGAAUGCUUUUAUUCAGUAGACAACUCUAAGACCCUGGAACCUCCAUCCUAUCCUCCUUUAAAGGUGAUCAAUGUGGAGUUGUCUUCUUCUGUUGCUUCUUCAGAUGUCAUAUCCCUGAAUUCAGAGCUUGAGCAAAAAUAUAUGGAAGCCUUAAACUCAGAACAGUGGGAUUUUGAAGAUAUGGAUCAGAAUUGGAAUAAAGGACUAAAUACAGACCCAGAGGAUGUAAACAAGGGAGCUUCAAUUCACCAAGACUUGGUCAGAGAACCCCAGACGGACACUGCCUCACAUGCUAUAUCAGAUUUCUGGUACUAUGAAGGCAGAGUCAUGAUGACGGAUGAGAGAGCCUCUGCCAUUCUUGCUGAUUAUGAAGAGGAAAUAAGGAGGACUGGAAAGUAAACAAAAACUCUAAUUUAGUCUUGAAAUUUCUUAGCUUUAAUCUGCAGUAGUUGCAAUAUUUCAAGAGGAAAUAUGCCAAACUGGAAAAACUGAAUAAAUAUCAAGUAUCAUCAUUAUUUAAGGUACAACCAUAUAUGCAUAUGUGUUUUGUAUUGUUGAAGAACACAGUUUUCAAUUGGGAUGUAUUUUAUACUGCCAGCUAUUUGUAAAUCUUAUUUGAAUGCUUUUUCUUGUUGGGUAUUGGAUUUAUAAAUAGUGUAAUGUGAAUUUCAACUUUUCCCUCUUGUUGAAACAGAAAAUACACUAUGGUGAUAAAGCUGCUACUUUAUAUGCUGAAAUUACAAAAAAGACAAGCCAUUUUAAAUAGAAAUUUAACGUUAAAAACUAUCUUAGUGUUAUGUUCUGACAGCCUUGCACUUUCCUAAAGCAUAACACUGGUACUGGCUGUGUGGAAGAUUCAGUGUUCCUCUGGGCAAAUGCAAAGAGCAGCAUUUGACACUUUUCAAACUAUUCUGCAUCAUUUCUUAACACUUGCAAAAUUGUAAAGCCACCUCAUCUUGAGUCUCUGCUCUGUUAUGGGAAAUGUAUGUCACAGCUAAUGGUUUAAGUAAACAGCCCAAAUUAUCAGCAAAUCCCUAAAUUUCUUUAAAGGCCACAAAGAAAACAAAAGGCCUAAAUGUAGCAAAAAUAAAAAGGCCCAAAAGAUGAUCAAAAGUCCAAAAGAGUUAAACCGGGAGAUGCAUCCAAACGGCAAAACAAACAAAAAUUAAAUAAAAUGAAGUGACCGAAACUCUGGCAUGAGGCAAAAAUCACAGUCAAAAUUCCAGCAAGAAGUUGAAAACUUGGCAAGACACAAAAAUAAAUCAGGAAGAGAAUACAGUAAAGGUUUAGAAGGAUUUAUGCGCAGAUCACAAAAAGCAAAAACCUUUUAUCCUGUCUGCUGAUGAAUUUGCAGUCACAGUCCUGAAAACCAAAAACUUACAAAUUUGGGAUGCGACCAUCAGAAUAACAUACACAUCCAGUGCCUUAUUUAUAUACUACCUUUAAAAAUGGUAGAAAUACUGGAGUGGUGCUAAAGAAAACUAGCAAUUACAAAUAUGAGUUGAAAAGCCCAUACUGGCUACAGCCCACUGAGGUUCCAUUCAGACUGCAAAUUGUUGUUUGAUUUUUCAAAUUAGUUUUACAAGCAAUUCAAAUCUGAUAUCAUUGAAUAUUAAAGCUGCAAAAUUAAUACAAAUUUAUUAAAUGUUAGUUCAUCAGAUAGAUGUGACCUAAUCAACAACCAUGAAUAGCAACUACAUGUAUUGUUUAAAUGUGUAAUAUACUGUAUGCAAUUGGUCUGCUGACAAUGGCAAGUGCUUUAAAUGUGUCAGCAAGACUUUCCUAGUUAAAUAUGCAUUUGAGGCAUGCUUUGCACUAAACAUGUAGUAAUUGGACUAUAUUGCCACGCUUUCUUCCUUCCUUCCUUCCUUCCUUCCCUCCUUCCUUUCUUUCUUUCUCUCUUUCUUUUAAUUUGCAUUUCAUGUUUAUUUAAAAAGAUUGAAUCUAUAUCACAGAGAAAUAUUGUAAUUUUUUGAAUAGCAGUAGAAACAGAUAAAUUUACAGUGGCUGUAUUUGGCCCUAUUUAUUUGAACUGCUAGCUAACUAGGUAGUUUACAUUGAUGAUGACUGUACAAUUGUAAUUUUGCUAUUCAAUCCAAUACUUAUAAUUAUACUUAGACACAAGAACUAAAAGGCUAUUAUACUCACAAGAUUCAUUGAAAUUGAAGUAUAAUGAUUAUUUCUGAACAUUGUACUCUGUAAGAAAUUAAACAGACCAUGACAAACAGUUGGGGCACCACCCGGUGACACUGUAUAAUUGGAAUGCAGUUGUGCAAAGAAAAAUGGAUGUCUUUUCAGAUGGGAGUUCCACAAUAAACUGAUUUCAUAAUUGUCAAA
This is a messenger RNA of Polypterus senegalus (gray bichir), 3591 nucleotides long. RefSeq names its product transmembrane protein 44 (gene tmem44). The transcript has 11 exons. Bases 154 to 1653 code for a protein of 499 amino acids. The record is from RefSeq and is a predicted model, not a curated record. NCBI's taxonomy places the organism in Eukaryota, Metazoa, Chordata, Cladistia, Polypteriformes, Polypteridae.